CGCCACUGUAACCAGGGAAAGUAGGAGGUGGAGCUCUAGGUCAAGGCUGCUCCGUUCGGCAGAAAAAACAGAGAGGCAACAAAAUGGCAUGAAAAAGUGGUAUUUUUGACCAAAUUCCCCGGACCGGGAAAAGUACAUACGAUUUCAGAGCAGCCCAGCCUAGUCCGAAGACAUGCAGUCGAGAAGGGGCUGACUCUCCAUAACGUUACCCGUUGUUUGCUAGAAGUUUUAAUUAAAGCUGCAGAUACAUGGUGCACAGGUGUUUAGCAGUCAGCCAUGGAUACCACCACCUCCCUGAAGAUGACCUCCCUGGCCGUCCAGAGUCUGUUCAGCUACGUGGAAGAGGAGAACCUGGCCGCCAUCAAAGCACAUUUGGACAAGUUCAAAGAUGUGGACAGCAGGAGCGAUAAUGGACAGACUCCCCUGAUGGUGGCAGCGGAGCAGGGCAAUCUGGAGAUAGUACAAGAGCUCAUUAGGAGAGGAGCCAACAUUAACCUGGAUGAUGUCGACUGCUGGACGGCGUUGAUCUCGGCAGCUAAGGAGGGUCACAUCGAGGUGGUGAGGGAACUGUUGGAGAACAAUGCUAACCUAGAACAUCGAGACAUGGGGGGUUGGACUGCUCUUAUGUGGGCAGCCUAUAAAGGUUGUACAGAUGUGGCCCAGCUGCUCUUGGAAAAAGGAGCUAACCCCAACAUUACUGGUCAGUACAGCGUCUACCCCAUAAUCUGGGCAGCAGGUCGUGGCCACGCAGACAUUGUCCAUCUCCUGCUGCAGCACGGAGCCAAGGUCAACUGCUCAGACAAGUAUGGAACCACUCCUUUGAUCUGGGCCUCCAGGAAGGGCCACUAUGACAGUGUGAUGCACCUUCUGGCCAACGGAGCUGAUGUGGACCAGGAAGGAGCUAAUUCAAUGACUGCUCUGAUUGUGGCUGUGAAAGGUGGCUACACAGAAGUUGUCAAGGAGCUUCUAAAGGGGAACCCGAAUGUCAACAUGACGGACAAGGAUGGCAACACAGCCCUUGCCAUUGCUGCCAAGGAGGGACACACUGAGAUUGUACAGGACCUGCUGGACGCCGGCACCUAUGUCAACAUCCCAGACAGGAGUGGGGAGACAAUGCUGAUUGGAGCAGUGAGAGGAGGUCAUGUGGAGAUAGUCCGAGCUCUGCUGAACAAAUACGCUGAUAUUGACGUCAGGGGCCAGGAUGGAAAGACUGCCCUCUACUGGGCAGUGGAGAAGGGCAACGCUACCAUGGUGAGAGACAUCCUGCAGUGUAACCCAGACACCGAGAGCUGCACAAACGAGGGAGAGACCCCACUUAUCAAAGCCACAAAAAUGAGGAACAUUGAAAUAGUUGAGCUGCUGCUGGAUAAAGGAGCUAAAGUGUCUGCGGUGGAGAAGAAAGGAGACACCCCUCUCCAUAUUGCCAUCCGAGGGCGGAGCCGAAAGUUAGCUGAGCUGCUGCUGAGGAACCCUAAAGAUGGCCGCCUGCUUUACCGCCCCAACAAAGCUGGAGAGACACCAUACAACAUCGACUGCACCCACCAGAAAAGCAUCCUCACACAGAUAUUUGGAGCCAAGCACCUCUCCCCCUCGGAGUCAGAUGGGGACAUGUUGGGUUAUGACCUGUAUAGCAGCGCUUUAGCAGACAUCCUGAGUGAGCCCACCAUGCAGCCACCUAUCUGUGUUGGAUUGUAUGCUCAGUGGGGCAGUGGCAAGUCUUUCCUCCUUAAGAAACUGGAGGAUGAGAUGAAGACAUUUGCAGGCCAGCAGAUAGAGCCGUUGUUCCAGUUCUCAUGGCUGGUGGUCUUCCUCACAUUGCUACUCUGUGGCUCAGUGGCUGUGAUCCUGGGCUUCACAGUUGAUCCCAAGCUGGCAAUCGCUGUCUCCCUCAGCCUCCUCACCCUGCUCUACAUCUUCUUUGUGUUGGUGUAUUUUGGAAGCCGACGUGAGAGGGAAAACUGGAACUGGGCGUGGGUCAUCAGCACCCGUCUGGCCCGCCACGUCGGCUAUCUGGAGCUGCUGCUCAAACUGAUGUUUGUUUACCCCCCUGAACUUCCUGAGCAGACUACCCGUGCCCUGCCUGUCAGGUUCUUGUUCACGGAUUAUAAUCGUCUGUCCAGCGUUGGAGGGGAGACAUCCAUGGCUGAGAUGAUUGCCACGCUCUCAGAUGCCUGUGAGAGGGAGUUUGGCUUCAUGGCCACAAGGCUUUUCAGGGUUUUCACGAACGAUGAGAUCCAAGGUAAAAAGUGGAAGAAAACAUGUUGUGUUCCCUCCUUCGUGCUGUUUGCCUUGACACUAGGCUGUCUGAUCACCGGUAUGGCCCUGUUAGCCAUCUUUAAGGUUGACCCGGAGAACUUGACAGUAAAUGCAGUGCUGAUAGCUAUGGCCAGCGUGGUGGGUCUGGCUGUACUGCUCAAUUGUAGGACUUGGUGGCAAGUGGCUGACUCCGUCCUCAACUCCCAGAGGAAACGCCUGCACAGUGCUGCUAACAACUUGCACAAGCUCAAGAGUGAAGGAUUUAUGAAGGUUCUGAAGCACGAGGUGGAGCUUAUGUCAAAAAUGGCCAAAACCAUCGAUGGUUUCACCCAGAACCAGACGCGUAUGGCCGUCAUCAUCGAUGGGCUGGAUGCCUGUGAACAGGACAAAGUGCUGCAAAUGUUGGACACGGUGAGGGUACUCUUCUCCAAAGGCCCUUUUAUCUCCAUCUUUGCCAGUGAUCCCCAUAUUAUCAUAAAAGCUAUCAACCAAAACCUCAAUAGUGUGCUGAGAGACUCCAACAUCAACGGCCACGACUACAUGAGGAACAUUGUCCACCUGCCGGUAUUCCUCAACAGCAGAGGCCUCAGUACGGCCAAAAAGCUUUGCAUGGAAGCCCCCACCAACGGAGAGGCAUUGCCUGCUGAAGGAUGGCAUGAAGACAUGGACAGGAAGUUGUCUCAGAACAGCUUGGGCCAAGACCAGGCCAAAUUUGGCAGCAAGAAUGCCCUCAAUCGCAGGGACACAUACCGACGUCGCCAGAUGCAGAGGACUAUCACCAGACAGAUGUCAUUUGACCUUACCAAGCUGCUGGUGACCGAAGACUGGUUCAGUGACAUCAGCCCACAGACCAUGAGGAGGCUGCUUAACAUUGUUUCUAUCACAGGUCGUCUGUUGCGAGCCAAUCACAUCAUCUUCAACUGGGAUCGGCUGGCGUCGUGGAUCAACCUGACAGAGGAGUGGCCUUACAGGACGUCAUGGAUCAUCCUCUUUCUGGAAGAGACUGAUGGAGUGUCUGACCAGGUCGCUCUUAAAACCAUCUAUGAGAGAAUCUCCAAGAACAUCCCCACCACUAAGGAUGUGGAGCCACUGCUGGAGAUCGAUGGAGACAUCCGUAGCUUUGAGGUCUUCCUCUCUUCCAGGACACCUGUUCUCACUGCCAGAGAUGUGGAAAUGUUCCUGCCCUGCACUGUCAACCUGGAUCCAAAACUCAGGGAGAUCAUAGCAGAUGUGCGUGCGGCCAGGGAGCAGAUGCACAUGGGAGGAGUGACCUAUCCCACGCUGCCCCUGCAAGAAGCAGUGCCCCGUCCCCAGUCAGGUUAUGGCCACCACUCUGCCGCCUGCUCACCAACAGGCUCCUUCACUGGAUCCCUGCCUCCUCAGCCCCACAGUGCCUACUUUAGCGGGAUGACAGGCCCACAGCACCCUUUCUACAACCGGCCUUAUUUCCCCCAUCAUGUGUAUCACCUGCCACGGCAUUACUCCCACCAUGUCCCCUUAUCCUCACGUCUCUCCAUUAAACCACCCGGCCAUCCUAAGGACACCAGUGGACUUCAUUUAAAGUCGCUGCCUUACAAAUUGAAGCAGGUGUCUCCUGCAGUCCUGCUCAGCUCUAUGAACACAGAUACAGUGUGUGAGCGUCUUAAACAGAUGGAUGGAAUCGACCCCAACAUGCUGCCUCAGUACACCUCCACCAUCAAGAAGGCUAAUAUAAAUGGUCGGGUGCUGUCCCAGUGCAACCUGGACGAGCUGAAGAAAGAGAUGGAGAUGAACUUUGGCGACUGGCAGCUCUUCAGGGGAAUGGUGAUGGAACAACGUCAUGCUGAAAGCCAGACUCUGCUUCAGGAUGAGAGCCGACCUGUUAGCGAGCAGGGCAGCAGCGUGCACCAUGGGGAGCCCAGCAGACGCUCAGGGGGAGCCCAGCAUGAAGCGGCAGCCUUCAGCCUCAACCUCAGCUUUGAGGAGCUCAGUGGAGCGGGGCUGGAGGAGCCUCCGAGACAAAGCAAUAACUCACACUGGCCGGUGGCAAAUCACCGCACCUCAAGCAUGUCCAGCCUCAACUCCCAGGAAUCCUCUAAUGACAUCUGCAAGCUGACAGACAAGCAGCAGGCUGAGUAUCGUGAUGCCUACAGGGAGUACAUCGCUCAGAUGGCCCAGCUGGAGAUGUCCGGCAGUGGAGGAGAGAGGCCUGUGCAGCCCCACCCUGGACAAUUCCUUCAGGCUGCCAGCUCAGAGGACAAAGGGGCCAAGGAAGGAGCUGACCAAGACGGUCGCAAGUCCUUCACCAAGAGAGGCUCCAAGACUAGCGAUGCCACAGACUUCCCCUCAGGGACCGAUGCCCAGCCCCUAGACCCCAUCAGUGAAGAGGAUGAGAAGCUGGACCACAGCUCAUCCUCCAGGACUUCAGGCUCCAGGAAAAAGGGAGCUGGGUUGUACUACCACAAGCUGCCCAACGAUGAAGACUCAGGCCCAGAAGAAGCUGACAAUACCACACCUCUCCUCCACAAAGAGUCAAGAGCUGGUGCUGUGUCUUCCCACAGGGCCUCCCAGCCCAGUGGGCUGCUGACCAAGCCUGGCUUCCUCACCGAAAUCCUCCUGGAUAAGAAGGACUCGUCCGACUCAGGGAUGCGCUCCAGUGACAGCUCCUCAGACCGCUCCCUGGAGGAAGCUGAAGGAGACGCUGACAGAGAGAGAGAUGCUCUGAAGCCCAGUCUGAUUGAACUGGAGCUGGAGGGGCUGGUGAAGAAGAGAGGCCUCCUCCCCAGCAGCCUAAGUGGCCUGCAGGACGCCACAGCAGCCCGCAUGUCCAUCUGCUCCGAGGCUCCGUCCGAGGUCAGCCUAAUGGCCAGCAGCCCAGAUGAAGGGUGGCCGUCCAGCGGGGUCAGCAACCUCAACCGCACCGCCAGCAACACCACCCUUAAUAACAACACAAGCAGCCCAACUGACACCACCACCAACACUAACACCAACAACAGCCGUCAGCAGCAGGCUAACAUCACAGGCACACAGUCCACCACCUCCCCUUCCGGCAUCGACGUCUCGCCAGCUGUCAUCAUCACCCCCGGCAGCAGCAGCACUGCCAACACCACAGCCGCCACCAUCCACAACCAGAACUUGCGCACCAUCAGCCUGGGAGAUGAGAGGGAGAGUGUCCUCUAAGGAGCCAUAUGUGUUCGUUAUUCUGAGAAGGGUCAUGUAGGCUGAUGUUGUUGUUUGAGAUAAUCACGCUGUUGUUGUUGUUGUUGUUGUUGUUGUGAUGUGUUCCAAAGUAUUAGAGGACAUAUAUGUUCUACUGUUAGGAAGAAAAUGUAGGAAAUGUUGGCUGUGAAUCAAGAGUAGCGCGAUUUAAAGCUAAUUAGUCGGGUCGUAGCGAAAAAAAAGCACAAAUCUGAUACAUGUAUAAUAACGUUUGGAAUUUAAUUAUACCAAAAAUGUUUCAGUCAGGUCAAAUCGGGAGUGCUUUAACUUCUUUCUUAUGUUACGAGGCCUUCUGCUGUUCUUUGUCUUUGGAUAGUUACAGUGUGAAUGUGGUGCUGUAAUGUGGAUAUAGUGUGUUUAAAGAUGAAAUGUUACAUGUCGUGGACAUCAUAUGUCACAGGAAAAAAAAGUGUUGUUUCAGGAAAUGUAAUUAUGAGUGAUAAGGGUCAAUGUUACGGAAGCCUUUGUCUCAGAGAUGUUUUGUGCUGAGUGUGGUAGUUAAAACAUGUCAAAUAGAUGGCAGUGUAGACAGAGUUACAGUGUGAUGUUGGUAGUUUCUGUGAUAGUAGAAGUGCAUGCACUCCACUCCAAAGAGGUGAUGGUCUUUUCCAAAGUUCCUUGUGAAACUGUGUUUUGUGAAUCAGUAAACAUUUCAACUAUGUGCACCCUUGAAAUCAAUGUCAUGUUUUCUCUUUCUCUGCUCUCUCUUGCAGGAAAAUCAGCCGUGUGUACAGUGAAGUCUCUGUAGACUAGGAUUAACUGGUAAAUAAAUUAGAAUAUUUC
This is a messenger RNA of Xiphias gladius (swordfish), 6237 nucleotides long. RefSeq names its product kinase D-interacting substrate 220a (gene kidins220a). The record is from RefSeq and is a predicted model, not a curated record. Gene Ontology annotation, molecular function: protein binding. The transcript is spliced from 33 exons. Bases 277 to 5415 code for a protein of 1712 amino acids. NCBI's taxonomy places the organism in Eukaryota, Metazoa, Chordata, Actinopteri, Istiophoriformes, Xiphiidae.